GGGCAGUACCACCACCUCCUCUCUCUCUCUCUCUCUCUCUCUCUCUCCUUUUGGUAGGUAGUGCUAAAUUUUGUGUACAUAAACAAUGAAACCCACUUGAUGCUUUAGCUUUGUUGGAUUCAUGAUAUCAACUAUUGAUGGGUGAUAGGAAACAUAAGGGCACAUGCCCCAUCCCUCUCCCUCUCUCUACUUCACCAAUUCCAGCUCGAUAUCUCUUCUGAGGCAAGUAGGGUUUUCCCUAAUCAAGAUUUACGAUGGAGUUUGAAGGCAAAGCUAAUGCGGUAAUUUUGAGCACAACCCCGUCCAAAACCCUAGAUCACAUCAGGAGACACCCUCCCCCAGAUCCGAAACCCGAACCCGACCCAGAUCCAGACCCGGUUUCCGCCUCUCCCCCCACUCCACCGUCUCCGCCGGCUGUUUCCGCCGCCCAGAGGCCGAGUACACGCAGCGAGCUCACGGCAAGGUUGUUACGAAGCAGGUACCGGGAGUGCCAGAGGAACCACGCGGCGGUCACCGGCGGCCUCGUCAUAGACGGCUGCGGCGAAUUCAUGCCAGGCGGUGAGGAGGAUACGCCGGAUGCGCUAAAAUGCGCCGCCUGCGGAUGCCACCGGAGUUUCCACAGGAAAGAGGUGGACGGUCAGGAUUCGCAGACGGCGGCGUACAUGUACGCCCAAAGAACAGCUCCUGCAUUGUACUGCAGUGGCUCGUACAGGGCGAUGCAGACACAUGCGAUGCAUCGGACGGCUGGGAUUGCGCGGAGGUCAUCAUCGAGCGAAGAGAUGAACGAUGAAAAGAGAUCGGGGAAGAAGAGGUUGAGGACGAAGAUAAAUCAAGAACAGAAGGAUAAGAUGAAGGAAUUUGCGGAGAGAUUGGGAUGGAGCCUGCAGAAGAAGGACGAAGAAGAGGUCGAUAAGUUUUGUUCGAUGGUGAAUCUGAGGAGAGAGGUUUUCAAGGUGUGGAUGCAUAAUAACAAGCAAGCCAUGAAGAGGAAGCUCAGUCUACCAAAUUGAAUUAUGUCUUGUUUCUUUUUAUAUAAACAAAAAUAAAUUCUGUCUUGUUUCUUCUUCUUCUUCUUGUUCUUUUUUUUUUGUAUUUUCCCCUAAAUAAUUCCAACUUCUUGGGGUAGGAAACUGUGUGACUUGUUCUAUUAUUGUAAUGGACAAAGAUUGUCUCUAUGUUUCA
Molecule: messenger RNA, 1182 nt
Organism: Tarenaya hassleriana
Lineage: Eukaryota; Viridiplantae; Streptophyta; Magnoliopsida; Brassicales; Cleomaceae
Product: zinc-finger homeodomain protein 7-like
Exons: 2
Coding region: 255-1010 (251 amino acids)
Biological process (GO): regulation of developmental process; regulation of DNA-templated transcription
Cellular component (GO): nucleus
Molecular function (GO): DNA-binding transcription factor activity; transcription cis-regulatory region binding
Source: RefSeq, a predicted model, not a curated record